Spea bombifrons (plains spadefoot toad) is the source of this 927-nucleotide messenger RNA. RefSeq names its product taste receptor type 2 member 40-like. The transcript has a single exon. Lineage: Eukaryota; Metazoa; Chordata; Amphibia; Anura; Pelobatidae. Gene Ontology annotation, cellular component: membrane. Gene Ontology annotation, molecular function: bitter taste receptor activity; G protein-coupled receptor activity. The record is from RefSeq and is a predicted model, not a curated record. The coding region runs from base 1 to 927 and encodes 308 amino acids. Gene Ontology annotation, biological process: detection of chemical stimulus involved in sensory perception of bitter taste; sensory perception of taste; G protein-coupled receptor signaling pathway.
AUGUUCAUCGUUCAGGAGAACAUUGUGAACACAGUAGAGCUGAUGACUAUGUUGGCUUCGAUUCCAGGGUACACAUUUGUCGUCGUCGUUAAUUUAAAAGACUGGAUCAACACCAAAAAGCUACGCGCUACGGAUCAACUUAUCACUGGCAUCAGUAUGACUGGUCUUUUAUUCCAACUUAUGGAGACUAUCGGUCUAUGUUAUUAUGUACAUACAAAUUCAUACUUGUAUCGCGAGAAAGCUCUAAAGCCAUCUGUUGCAAUUUAUAGGACUGUAAUGUCAUGUAACCUAUGGUUUUGCAGCUGGCUUUGUGUUCACUUUUGCUUAAAAAUUGUCAAAAUCAACAGGGUGACGUAUAUCUAUUUACAAAGAACCUUCCACAAGAUGCUUCCAUGGCUACUCAUGCCAUCUGUCGUCGGAUCCAUUUUAGUGACUGUUCCCGUGGUUUUGGAUUUAGCUGAAGACUCGUCACCACUACCAUCAAGUCAGACUCUAAAUACCUCCGGCGAAGACAAUGUAUUUCCUACUAGACCUUACGUAAAUAUAUCUUUGUCGUAUCUGAUUUAUAUUAUUGGCUACGUUCUUGGGUCAAGCAUUUGUUGGAUGUCUGGGUUAACCAUCGUUAUCAGUCUCUAUAGACACAUGAAACACAUGGAGCUUAAUGCUGAAGGUUCUAGAAGCCCCAGUAAAGAAGCCCACAUUCGUGCUGUGAAAACAUUAAUCUCUAUUUUGGUUCUAAAUUUACUUUCCUUAAUUGUUUUGAUUCUAACAACUUUAAAAGAAACUGACCCUAACUGGCCACCUGCUCUGACCAUCAUAACUUCAAUUUUUCAUACUCUUAGUUCUCUAAGCUUAAUCAACGGAAACAGCAAAUUACAUAAAGCCAUUAUUAGCACCGUAACUUGUUUGUCGACAAGAAGCACUUGA